AUGGACAAAUACAAGUGCAAACUUUGCAAUAGAAGCUUCAACAAUGGAAGAGCUUUGGGGGGUCACAUGAGAUCUCACAUGAUGAAUCUUCUUGUUACAAAACAAGAAGAUUCUUCACGGAUGAUUCAACUAAGUUUUGAAGCUGAAUCAGCUUCAUCUUCAUCAGACGAUGACGACGAUGAGAAAGGUCUUAAUUAUGGUCUUAGAGAGAAUCCAAAGAGAAGCAUUCGUCUUGUAGAUCAAGAGUUCUCUUUUCCACCGGUAGAUACAAGUUCUGUGAUUCUUCAGGAUAUAGAAAGCGAAACUGAAUCGUCGAAGAACAAUCCCACUCGCAAAAGAUCUAAAAGGGUGUGGAAAAUCCGUCACUUUGAUCAAAAGUAUUACGAUGAAUCUAGUACGAAGAAAGUGAAGUUUUUAAAUAAGAAUAAUUCUUCUUCUGUUGUUGAUCAUGAACCGGGUAGCUCGGUUUCUGAUACAACAGAAGAAGAUGUUGCAUUUUGUCUAAUGAAAUUGUCGAGAGACAAAUGGGAUAGACAAAAUGAACAAUACAAGGAGGAGGAAGAAGAAGAAUUUGAUGAUGAGUACGAUCUUGAAAUGGAAGAAGAUGAAGAUGAAGAAGACGAAGAAAUUGAAAGAUCUUUAGACGAGUCUGACGAAUCUCAAGAGCUGAUAAAAGUGACCAAGAGUAACAAUAAAGUACGCAAAGGAAAAUACAAAUGCGAAACAUGUAACAAAGUGUUCAAAUCAUAUCAAGCAUUGGGCGGUCACCGAGCGAGUCACAAGAAGAUUAAAACAAACACAACAUUAGAAGAAUCGUCGCCCGAAUUUGAUGUUGUCGAAAAGAAAAUUCAUGAAUGUCCGGUUUGUUUCCGAGUUUUCAAUUCAGGACAAGCACUUGGUGGACACAAAAGAACUCAUGUGAUGCAUGGAUCAACAACAUCAACAACAAUUCCAAUUUUUAGUACAAAAAAAGUUGGAAAAAGUGUUAUAGAUCUUAAUCUUCCUGCACCAAUUGAUGACGAUGAGGUUAGUCAAAUUGAGAAUUCUGCUGUUUCAGAUGCUGAAUUUGUCAAAACUCGUUAG
Messenger RNA from Lathyrus sativus (Indian pea), 1083 nucleotides. NCBI's taxonomy places the organism in Eukaryota, Viridiplantae, Streptophyta, Magnoliopsida, Fabales, Fabaceae. The record is from the annotation of a GenBank genome assembly.